CAGGCGGCACAGAAACCCACAGUUCUGCGAGGAAAACAGGAAUUCGCACUUAAGUCAUUCAAACCACACACACUGCAUUUUAGGCAGAGUAUGGUUUGGCCAUGUGACCCAGAAACGUUCCGAUGGACCUACUUAGGGAGGUGGCCUGGCGCUGCAGACAGAAAAGCGGUGUGUGUGCUGUGCUCCCAGGGUCCAGGCCUCCAGCGGUUUCCUGCAGAAUCCACACGCUGGCCCCUUCACAGAACGUCCCUCCCAGAAAGCAGGCAACGUCUGCAACUUAAAAUAGGACCCAAACCCCACCCAUGGCACGUGGGAAAGCGCUCACAACCUGUCUGCCAGAGGCAGUGCCCGCCAGCCUCCCCCAGAGCCUCGGCUCCAGGCCCGAGCGGGCACCUCGACCCGGGGGCUGCCUGCUGCCCCCAACAGCAGGGUGGACGUCAGAUAGCUGGAGUCCUGGACGUGGAGCCAGGGACGACUCCUCAUCACCCAGCAGGCUGUGCCUGGAACCUCACUCAGGUCAGGCAGAGUCAGGGCGCGAUUGCCCAGAGAGAAGGACCAUUCGUGGCAGAUCUUCUCCAUGCGCGGGGUCAUCCGUGUCUGCUCACCCUCGCCCUCCUCACCCGAACCUUGCCGAGGAGGCUGGGCGCCAGGCAGGGAGCAGCGGCAUGCAGGGCCCUGCAGGAGACAGACCCCGAGCUGUCCCCAGAGGAGAAGAGGGUGCUCGAGAGGAAGCUGAAGAAGGAGCGGAAGAAAGAGGAGAGGAAGCGGCUGCGGGAGGCAGGCACUGCUGCGGCCCAGAAGCCGCCGGCCAGGCGCUCGGGCGCCGAGCUAGCCCUGGACUACCUCUGCAGCUGGGCCCAGAAGCACCAGGACUGGAGGUUUCAGAAGACGAGGCAGACCUGGCUCCUGCUGCACAUGUACGACAGCGACAAGGUUCCCGACAAGCACUUCUCCACCUUGCUGGCUUACCUGGAGGGGCUCAGGGGCCGGGCCCGCGAGCUGACUGUGCAGAAAGCUGAAGCUCUGAUGCAGGAGCUGGACGAGGCGGGCGCCGCCAGCCCGGACCCCCUCCUGCUGGAGAAGACCCAGCGCCUCCGGCAGGUGCUCCAGCUGCUCUCCUAGGGGCGGCCGGUGGUGAGGCCACUGCCGCAGCGCGGGGGGUCCAGCCUUUGCAGGAUGCAGCUGACCCCUCACCCAGGUGGGGGCCCAGCAUGGGGCAGGCAGGGUCGCCGGCCGGUGGGCGGUAGGUCCCUGCUUCUCCUGGCACCUGACCCUCAGAAGGACCGCCUCUCUCUCCUGACCCUCCUUGGCCAGAGACCGUUCACAGAUGACGAGUUUUAACCCGUUUACAGCAGAACGCGGUCACUCUGGAAUAACCUAGAGCCGCCACUCCUUACCUUCCCACUGCCCUCCAGCUGCCAAGGAAGUUGCUUCGUGAUGGAAAUGCCUAUUUUUCUACCAAAGAUCCCGCGCUCGCCCUUCACACCAGCCUGGUCUGCAGCGUUGGGGUGUGGGGGUCCCCAAGUUUGGGCCUGUAUUUGCCGAGGGGCCCAGGCCUGGCUUGUCCAUCUCUUGCCUCCCUCCUGGGGCCGUGCCACGGCCUCGCUGCCCACUUCCAGGGAAGACCUGGCUGUGUUUUCAAUAAAGACCUGCCCGUGUCGGCCGUG
Molecule: messenger RNA, 1667 nt
Organism: Equus caballus (horse)
Lineage: Eukaryota; Metazoa; Chordata; Mammalia; Perissodactyla; Equidae
Gene: CHLSN
Product: chromosome 13 C7orf50 homolog
Source: RefSeq, a predicted model, not a curated record